AUGGCCCAGCUGACUAGCAACCAGCAGCAGCAGCAGGAGGAGAGCGACGUUCCCCAACCGCUCGCCGCGCUCCCCGUGUCCCCUCCGCCGGUCGUGCAAGGUCCCAGCAGCGCGCUCGUGCGCCUACUCUUCGCGGACCUGUCGGGCCAGCGCCGCGUGCGGGUGGUUCCCUGGGACCGGUUCCGCACGCUGACGUGUCAGCAGGGGAUAGGCCUGGCGCGCUGCAUCUACGCGUUCGCGUCGUUCGUGGAUGGACCCGCCCCCGGGAGUGGCCUGUCCGCCGUGGGGGAGGUGCGACUCAUGCCUGACGUCAGCACCCUCAGGACCCUCCCGUGGUGUCCCAGUCAGAUGCUCGCGUUGGUGGAUGCACACGUGGCGCCAGGUCAGCCGUUUGCUGUCUGUCCGCGCAGCACGCUGAGGAGAGUAGCAGCCUCGCUCAAGGACAGGUUCGGCCUGGUGCUGAGGGCUGGGUUCGAGAGCGAGUUCACUCUUCUCCACUCGAUGAGCCCAUCCAUGACCCCUGUGGACCGCACGCUCUACUGCUCUGCGCUGGCGUUUGACGAGCAGGCAGAGCUGAUGGGCGCCAUGGUGGCUGCUCUGCACAGCAUGGGCAUCCCCGUGGAGCAGCUUCACCCGGAAUCAGGCGGUGGGCAGUUUGAGAUAGCAGUCGGGCAUGCGGCUGACGUGGCAGCAGCUGAUAGGAUCCUGCUGGUCCGGGAGGCAAUCUCUGGGGUGGUGGCAAGAGCAGCAGCAGCAGCAGAAAGUGGGGAGGUGGACCGUGCCAGCAGCAAGCGCAGCAGCACACCUACUCACGUCACCUUCCUUCCACAAGUCUUCCCUCGCGACGCAGCCAAUGGCAGCCACGUCCACGUCAGCAUAUGGAGGGAGGUCACUGGCGGGACUGACGCGUCAUCAGCAGCAGCAGCAACAACCUCGGGGGAUGCACCUAUCAUGAUAACAGAGGGUGGGCGCACGUACAUCAACGCCUUUGCUGCAACGGGGCAAGCGGGAGAAGGCCGGAAGGCAGAGCAGCAGGGAGGGCAGCAGGGGGGGCAGCAGGGGGGGCAGCACGGCAUGUCGGAGGAGGGGCAGCAGUUCAUGGCCGGGGUGAUGGCGCACCUGCCGUCCAUCAUGGCCAUCUCGUGUCCUCUGCCCAACAGCUACGAGCGCCUGGGCCCCAACAAGUGGACGGGUGCCUACCAGUGCUGGGGGCAUGAGAACCGCGAGGCGGCAGUAAGGGUGGCUGCUCCUCCCACCAAUACCGCUAGCAGCACGGGUGCUGCUGCACGCGUGCCAGCAGCGUUCCAAGAGACCAACUUCGAGGUGAAGGCGUGUGACGCGUGUGCGCAGCCGCACCUGGUGCUGGCGGCCAUCAUUGCUGCCGGCAUGGAUGGGCUUGACAAGAAGAUGCAGCUGCCAGCACCUGUUGACGUCAACCCAGCUGACCUACCGCCGCACGAUGCCCCUCCCCGCCUGCCCGCAUGCCUGGAGGACUCACUAGCAGCCUUUGAGGCGGACGCUGUCAUGCGCGCGGCACUGGGGGAGGCCAUGGUGCAGGCGAUUGUGGCCGUGCGUAAGGCUGAAAUCCAGCAUUACACAGGAAGAGUAUCCAUGGCUAGCCAACUUGUACUGAAAUAUUAG
This is a messenger RNA of Closterium sp. Yama58-4, 1641 nucleotides long. Lineage: Eukaryota; Viridiplantae; Streptophyta; Zygnematophyceae; Desmidiales; Closteriaceae. The record is from the annotation of a GenBank genome assembly.